Messenger RNA from Mya arenaria, 2570 nucleotides. RefSeq lists its product as uncharacterized. The transcript has 8 exons. The record is from RefSeq and is a predicted model, not a curated record. The coding region runs from base 73 to 1257 and encodes 394 amino acids. NCBI's taxonomy places the organism in Eukaryota, Metazoa, Mollusca, Bivalvia, Myida, Myidae.
CUUUGUACAUGUCAUCUUUAAGUAUGAAGUAAAACUGCUGAAAACAGUGUUCAUAAUAGUCAAAUUUCAAAUAUGGAUUAUUUUUUAUUUCCACUAAAGAUAUCUUUCCUUCUGGUUGUGGCUAUUUACGCUCAAGACAACAUUAUACAAAUUGAAUUUCGAAGGAUAUCCGACAGUCGACCAGACAAACCACAAAUAGUCACUGAGCUACUUGUUGACUAUUUCAGUCAUGAAACAUUCGAGAUAAUGUGUACGUUGAACGACGUGACUCACUUGAAUACUCUGAUUUGGUUAAUCCUUUGGCAGUCCGAUGGAACUUUACAAAUCAACUUGCAGAAUGAAGAUCCAUCGAAAACCGAAUCAUACCGGAAACCUACGUUUUAUUCAAAUGUUAAUAGGUGGGCGGCUGCUGGUUGCUUUGACAAUUUGACAAGGAAUAGUCGCAACUCAACACUUGGUGUGUCUCGGCCGGUGUCUUCAUUUACUUGUACAGAUGCGAGGAUGUAUAAGUGUACUGUAUAUUACAUUACUUCUGGUAUGGUUGAUAAACUCAGAUAUACACAAAAGAGACUUAAAGUACGAGUGACACCCUCAAUCAUCACAAAACAAAUCUUUGAUGCAAGCGGAGAUGUUGAAACUAUAAUUUCUGAAUUAACAAACACAACUACAAUUAUCCAUGUGGGUCAGAAAUUACGGCUACAAUGCACGGCGAACAUUGGGUCUUUCAACUCAUCAGUGAAAAUUGUUUGGAUGAAAAGUAGCCUGGAUAAUAGUAUCCAGCUUGUCCCUUUUACCUCUGGGAAUCAGAUAGUCGGAGAACCGAAGGCUUUUGGCAGUUGUGAGUUUGAAAAAACGGACUCUUUAUUGUACGAUGUUAGUGUAGAAGACGCUUUAAGAACAUCGGGAAACCGCUUUCAUUUCCAAUGCUACGUUCAUAUUAUGUCGAUAAACUGGAAAACACCUGAACAGCACAGACCAAAUUUUAGUUUUGUUGUCCAUAUGAAUGAUGAAAAAACGAAAGCUGAUGAGUUAACUGGUAUAUUAGUAUUUAUUGGAGACUUUUGUGCUUUGGUUAUUCUUGGAAGUGUCGGGAUAUUCCUGAAGAGAAAGUUCUCAAAUCAACGCUUUUCUAAAGCUGAUGAAAAGUCUGAGCAAACCAGUCCUCGCCCGGAUGAAACAAAUACCACCUUCCCGUUGUCAAGAGUCAUUGAAACAUCAACAGAAAUAGAUUGUCCAAUAUACGAAAACUACAUGUAAAUGAAGACUACAAAAGGCUGCACCAGUUUCGUUUUAAUUUCCUAGACGUGAGACAAUAACAUGUUCAUAUCAAACAUGAGCAAUUUUGACCAGACACUUUUUGAUUAACAUAUGUUUCAUAUUUGUAAAUAGCCCAUUUCCUAAAAUAUGAUACUGGUGAUAGCUUUUACGCUAUUGUUAUUGUAUCAAUCACAUUGACAGAUAAGUCAAAUUGUUUUGCAAAUUGACAAAAGGAGAUUUUGACUUUAAUUUUUUAUCAUCAACGAAUGUUAAAAAAGGUUAUUGGACAUUUACUCAUGUUCCCGCUCUAUUUUAUAUUUGAGUUGAAUCGUCUGCAAUAUGUCUCUUACGUCAAGCGGAAGUAGUUUGGGCCAUAAUAGUGCAUGUUCUUGUUACUUCUGAACCAAGUGGUGUGCAAACAAUUUGAAAUUUAAAUAAUCAUUACGUUUAAAGUAUUUUUUUAAUUUGUUCCUUUUUUAAUGAUAUAAAAUUAUAUAUGUAUAUAAACAAAAAGGGGAAGUGAAGAAAAUGAAAGAAAUAUAACAGUAUGUUAUUGUGCAUAGUCUAAUAGUUUGUUUUUUCUUUUUUAAACGUUUGUGCGCUAGAUAAACAUGUUUACAACUGACCGAUUACUAAGUUCUUUAUAUCUGAUUUUUCAUAAAUAUUCCAAGCAAGUUUUAAACUACUUUUUAACCCAAUAAAGGAUGGUUUCAUUUUUUUUUUCCUUUAAAAUAAUGUUGUAGUUGACAAUGUUUUUAAAGAACAUCAUAUUAGUUUAUCAGCAUACCAAUUAAACCAUUGAACAAUGUUAAUUGUUCAUACAAUCAUUGUAAAUCAUAUGAAUUUGAUACCAAUUGAUAAAUAUUUAUAAAUAGUGUCAUUUAGAUGACAUUUUCACACCUUAUUUGCUUGCAAUCCAAGCCAUUGGUUUGGAUUGGUUUCAUCAAAUCUUGAAUUGUCGUCUUGUAGCAACGCGAGACAAAAUUAACUUGAACAACCAAGCCAAAUGUUCCUGGAGAAAAGGUAUGUGUGGCAGUUGAAGAGUAGAAAGAACAUAAUGCCUGGUAAUCGAAGUGUAAAGCAUCAAAAUGAUCCUUGUUUUAAACGUAGUAGUUACACACAUAACAUUAGCUCCAUGAGUUUUCUGACCCAGCUGAGAAAAGGUAUUGAACGAUUGUCAGAAGGAUUCGAUGUGUUUGACUUUUCAAAGAUUAAUUUCCAAGAGGAAGUAAACAGUGAAAGUUUGAGUAUGAUGACGUAAAAGUGAGAUAAUUGUUCGUUUGAAACUGCUUCAAUAUACCAUGUAUAUAAUG